Messenger RNA from Malus domestica (apple), 1975 nucleotides. RefSeq names its product interactor of constitutive active ROPs 1-like. Lineage: Eukaryota; Viridiplantae; Streptophyta; Magnoliopsida; Rosales; Rosaceae. The record is from RefSeq and is a predicted model, not a curated record.
CUUGAAAAAGCUGAAUGCGCCACUAUCACUCUCUCACUCGUCUUUAAUUCAAACUUCGAACUUCAACACCUCUCUCUCUCUUUCUCUCUCUCUCUCUCUCUCUCUCUAGGUUGAUGGCUCUUCUGGGCACAGUUUUUACCUCCUAGUCUUUCAUGUUUCAAAAAAAGUUGUCACUUUUAACACCAAAACCCAACUUGUGGAGCUCAAAAAACCAUCCUUUACCAUUUUCUAGCAAAUAGGUUAUUUUCUGUAGUCCCCAAUAUUCAAAAGGAGAGGUCUUUCGUGGAGUUCUUCUUCCAUUUCAGAUGCUACUCAGAUCACAAAAGAGAGUGUUAGUGUUAGCUCAGCAACUGCCAUUGUUUUGCUGGAAUCUGCAAGAUAGUACCCGAAGAUGGAAACAUGUCGCAUGUUUAGCACAUCAUUUUUGCAGAUGUGUUCAUCUGUGCUUGUAGACUAUGCUGCCUCUUAUGCUUAGCAAGGGAUAUUUGAAUGUCAUUGCCCCAAACACAAGCCUUCGACUUACUAGUCCUUAUCUCUUUUCUCCAGCCAAUCUUCUAAGCGCAACAGAUGCUGCGAUCAAGGGGCUCUGAAAUGGUUCAAAGGCCGUCUCCUCGAGGCUCACAUCAACUCAGGACAUCAAGCUCUGAUUCAGAUCCACUCCAUCAUCGACCAAUAACUGACCGAAGUCCAAAGGUAGGAGUGGAUCGCCGUUCCCCAAGAGGUACACAAUCUGAUCCACUAAACCAAAAGAAAAUUGGAACCCGCCUUGCUGAUUUGGAAUCUCAGCUUGGGCAAGCACAAGAAGAGCUAAAGAUACUGAAAGAGCAGUUGGCUUCAGCCGAGGCUGCAAAGAAAGAAGCACAAGAGAAACUGGAAAAGAAAAUUAAGAAACGAGUUGUGACUUCUGAGCCAGCGAAGAUCCAUAAAACGCAUCCUACAUUGGAAUUUCAAGAUUCUAACAAAACGGACUGUUGUUCCUCUGAUGAAGUUCCAGUUGACAUCCAAAAGGAAACUGAUGUUUUUGAAGUCCCAGUAGAAAAAGUUACAGUUGAGCCGAAGGUUGAAUCUAGUGAGACUGAUCAGGUUGAAGAUGAAACCAAACAAGUUGAUAAAUCAGAUGAACCAACAUCGAUUUUGGAAGCAGAAAAACUUUCAGCCUUACGUGACCUAGCUUUGAAGAAUGAUGAGAUAAACAUGCUAAGAGCUGAGUUGGAAGAGAAGGCAAAGCAGUUAGAAGUGUCUGGUGAAGAAAGUCAGGGUGUAAAGAAUCAGCUAAACGAAGCGGCAUUAAAUAUUUUAGCUGCCCAAGAAAAGGAAAAGGAAAUGUCCUUGAAGUUAAGUCAGCUUGAAGAAGAGCUGGAAGUAAGUAAGGGAAAUGCAGGUCAGUUGAACGAGAAGCUGCAAGCAACGGAAAGAGCAAAGGAAGCACUGGAAGCGGAGAUGAAGAAGAUGAGAGUGCAGACAGAGCAGUGGAGAAAGGCAGCAGAUGCUGCUGCUGCUGUACUUGCCGGGGGUGUGGAGAUGAAUGGUAGAGUAAUUGAGCCAUCAACUGGUGGCUACACGGGCUUUGUGGGGUCACCAGCUGAUGACUUGGACGAUGGAUUCGGUAGUGGUAAAAGAAAGGGCUCCGGCAAAAAAAUGUUCGGUGACUUGUGGAAAAAGAAAGGCCAGAGAUAGGGUUCUUUUUUUUUUUGUAUCUCUCGCCCACACUUGUGUUUAACUUUGAAAAUCUGUUUUUCCGUUGAUGUUGAAAAUUUGUUUUUCCGUUGAUGUGUGAUAGUGGCAAAACAGUUUCUUACUGUUUCAGAUUCGGUAGGCAGUGCGUUUUGGAUACGCCGUCGUAGUAGGCAUUGUUUUCCUAGUAAUUUCAGAGUCUUGUAGAAUUGUUUAAACGAUCUCGACAUGUUUUAUUUCAGUUUAUGAGUAGGGCUUUAGUGACCUUCUCUAAUAAUAUUUUUGUGUUGCAACUUGCCUU